This is a messenger RNA of Schistocerca nitens (vagrant locust), 5554 nucleotides long. Its product is annotated as proteoglycan 4-like. Gene Ontology annotation, molecular function: glycosyltransferase activity. The record is from RefSeq and is a predicted model, not a curated record. NCBI's taxonomy places the organism in Eukaryota, Metazoa, Arthropoda, Insecta, Orthoptera, Acrididae. Gene Ontology annotation, cellular component: cytoplasm. The transcript has 9 exons. Bases 184 to 4704 code for a protein of 1506 amino acids.
AGGGACUCGAGUUUACUCGCAACACAUGUGUUGGACGAAUCAGUCGUAGGAGGUGCGAGUGUAAAGUGUCAUCGUGAGCCAGUGUAGUGUCAGCUGUGUACAAGUGUUAGAAACAUUGAAACGAGUUGUGACGGAUUAUUCUGCCGUCAGUACAACACAGAUACUAGGAAAGCUCUGCAGAAAAUGAGUGCAACAUCCUGGGUAACAUUAGCCACAAAUGACUCGUAUGCCUUGGGAGCACUUGUUUUGGGACAUUCUCUCCAGAAUGUUGGCACAAUUCAUCAACUGACAGUCCUUGUCACACAUGGUGUUACAAAACCGAUGAGGGCUCAGUUGUCAACUGUGUUCAACAAUGUGAAAGAAGUAAAUGUUUUGGAUUCUCAGGACAAAGCCAAUUUGGCUUUGUUGGCAAGACCAGAUCUUGGCAUUACAUUCACCAAGCUGCAUUGUUGGCGUUUAACAGAGUUUUCAAAAGCUGUAUUCUUGGAUGCCGAUACUCUGGUUCUAAAGAACUGUGAUGAGCUAUUUGAGAGAGAAGAAUUCUCUGCGGCCCCAGAUGCAGGGUGGCCUGAUUGCUUUAACUCUGGUGUGUUUGUGUUCAAGCCUUCAGAGGAAACGUACCAAUCACUCGUCCAGUUUGCUGUGACACAUGGAAGUUUUGAUGGUGGGGACCAAGGACUUCUCAAUUCAUACUUUUCUGAUUGGUCAACAAAAGACAUUAGUCGCCAUUUGCCUUUCAUUUACAAUAUGGUUUCUUCAGCAUUUUAUUCUUACCUCCCAGCUCUGAAACAGUAUGGUGACAAAGUUAAAAUAGUUCAUUUCAUUGGUACAUGCAAACCCUGGAUGCAGUACUUCGACUCUGAGACAAAGAGAGUAAAAGCUCCGCCCAAUUCCGAACACUUGCAGCCACUUCUUCAGUUAUGGUGGGACAUAUUUUGUAGUCGGGUGCAUUCUGGCCUGAGUACGGACAUGAAACAUCGAAGUUCUUAUGUGGCACCGCUUACUGCACAUUCUACUGCACGUACUGAUGUACAUCCUGCACGUGUAACAGCUGAUACAAACUUUGCAUCCAAUUUCUCUAAUAAACAGAACUCUAAUCUUGCUGAAACUGUGUACAGUAGCCCCGAUGUGAGUAGCUAUUUCACUGAUCCGUGGGAAGAGCACAAUGAAAAAAAAUGUAAUCCAGAGCACUCCAGUGAUGCAAAACAUGUGGAAAGUCAGGAACACUAUAAUAACAAUUGUAUAAAAUCAUUGCCUGCUUUUGCACCUUCAGUUGUGGAAGAUAAAACCAUUAGCAUAGUAUAUGAAACUGAGAAAGGUGAUUCUUCCCCAGAAAGUGAAAUUACAGCUAGUAGUUCAGUUCAUUUAGACAGUGAUAAAGAUUAUGAAGUUAAAAGUACUGAUGCCAUCAAUAAAGCAUUGCACGAUGACAACAUUUAUUGGCAGCAGAAUUUAGAAUGUUCUGAAGAUAGGUCAACAUUAUUACCUGUGGUAGUAGAUUGUAUUAUUGAGGACGAAGUUCGGCAUAACUGUUUUCACCAGUCUGGAACUGGUUCUGAAGAUGUCUCACGGACUGAAAGCACUUCUGAAGACAAGCAUUUGGAUGAGAAUCAAAACAGUGAAUUAAGUGUACCGGUCAUAGAGAACAAAGACAGCAAGCAAGUGUCCCAAUUUCCUAAUACUACACAAGCCUUAAACUUCCCUAAUCCUCUUAACACUGGCCAGAUAAAUGAGGUCCACAGUGAUCAUAAUGUGGACAGUAGUAUAGAGAGUGAAUGUGACUAUAUCAAUACUGGACCUGCAGCAGACAGAGUACAGCAAAUAACAGAAGCUGGCCUUGCUGGAGCAUUUGCACAACUGACACUGGGAGCACCUCGAACAGCAGCUCAAAUCGCAUAUGAUGAACAUGUGCGCCGGCAGGCAUGGGAAGAAGGCAGAUUUGAUUACAUGGGCGCUGAUGCCUUUGACAAUAUAUGGCAGAGGAUAAGUGAAACAUUGGCUACAAAGCCUGAAAGUAAAGAAGAAGAACACCAGGAAGUUGUACCACCAGCACAACAAGAACAACAUGGUCCCCCUGUGCCUCCUGAGACACUGAGCGAAACUUCCACAAUCACUCCAACAGCAGCUGUGACUAGUGCUCAAGCACCAUCAGCUCAGUUUCCACUAAGUGCAGAAAUGGCUGCUGGCUCUCCCCUUGGUGCCACUGUUCCUGCAGUUCCAGGAUCACCAACUCCUGCUAUUCCUACAGUGCCUUCUGUAGCAGAAGCUACCCCCCCUCCAGCAUCACCUAUUCUUCAGGCAGUGAUAGCUCCUGACAAUAAAGACCUUUCCACAAAGGAACCUUUGACAACAACACCAGCAAAAUCACCUUCUGUGGCAAUGGCCCCCCAACCUGAUCUUGCGCCAGUGCAGCAGGUCGAGGAAUUGUCCACUCUUACAUCAACAUCUCCUACAGCUCCGACUGCAGAACCAGUGGGCCCAGAACUCCUUCCUUCAGAGACAAAGCAAACUACAUUGCCAACUCCAGCACAACCAUUGGCAGAAAAGCCACCAGCUGAAGUAAGUGCCACACAAGGAAGCCAGUUUGUUCCUGCAACAGUAGAGCCCACUGUGCAUCCUACAGAACCUCAGCCAACUAUCACUCACCCACAAACUGCUCCACCUGUUCCACCUCCAACAGGUCCCCCAGUUGCCCCUCUACCAGCAUCUGUGAGUGGUGCACCACCCCAAGAUAAAAUACUUUCUUCUACACCACCUGCAGCUUCACCCAUGCCAACAGCUCCAGCUCCAACUCCGCCAGAGCAAGUCAUGACCAAGCAACCUCCAAUGCCAGCAGUUGAAGCAACCCCUGCAGUUGCAACACCACCUCUGACUCCACCUGUUCCUACAGCUCCAACUCUACCAGAGCAAAUCAUGACCAAGCAACCUCCAAUGCCAGCAGCUGAAGCAACCCCUGCACCACCUCUGACUCCACCUGUUCCUACAGCUCCGGCUCCACCACAGCAAGUCAUGGCUCAAAAACCUCCAGCACCGGUGCUUGGAGCAGCCCCUACAGCUGGAACACAACCUCCAGCUUCACCUGUUCCGACAGCUCCAACUCUGCUCGAACAAGUUAUGACUGAGAAACUUCCAGCACCAGUGGUUGGAGCAGCCCCUACAGCCGGAACACAACCUGCAACUUCACCUGUUCCAAAAGCUCCAACUCCAUCGGAGCAAUUCAUAACUCAAAAACCUUCAGCACCAGUGCCUGAAGCAGCCCCUGAAGCAGCAGUCCCUACAGAAGUACCCAAACUUACUGAAAAGUCAUCAGUUCCUGCAGUCCCUCAAGCAGAGACAACAAAGUCUGCCGCUGCACCAGCUGUCCCAGUAGCUGUAAGUCCACAAACUCCAGUGACACCAACUCUGACACAACCUUCCCCAGUAACAUCACCUCCAGCAGCAGGAGCUGUGCCACCAUCAGUUCCUACAGAACCAGUUGUAGGUGCACACAUUCCAUCACCACCAAUUCCACCAACCACAACAACACCCUCUACACCAUUACCAAUUUCUGCUCCAACUGCAGCAGCAGGAAAACCAGCUGAAUUGCCCCCUCUGGCAUCUCCUCCAUCUUCUCCCAUUGAUACGCUGACAAGACCAAUGUCCACUGCUCUGGUAUCUGUGCCAAAAACAAAACAGAAAGCACCAACAAAAACGCCAGAGCCACCAAAACCUCCUAUUCCAAUGCCAGCUCCAGAAUCGCCAUCUGCAGUGCAACCCCCAUCAGCAGCCCCUGUGGUCUCUCCUGUGACAGAGCAGCAGAUUCCAAAACCUGCUACUGCUGCUGCUGCUACUGCUGCUGCUGCUACUACUACUACUGCCACUAGUGCUACCACUACUCCAGAAUUAAAGGGAGCUAAAGCUGAAGAAUCACCUGAGAAAAGUGAAAAGAAAUCUGGAAAACAGCAGACAACAACGAAACAAGAGAAAGACUCAGGUAAUUUAGAAAAGCUACCUACAACUCAGACAGCAGAAACAGACAGCAAGACAACUAAGAAAGUGAAAGACACUGAACAAGGCACAGACAGUCAAGCUGCACAUGAAAAAUCCACUGCCAAAACCACCUCAAAACAGGCAAAGCAGACAAAACCUAAGGCACCAGACACCCCUACAAAGUCUGAAACUGCACCUCUUAAAGCUGGUGAUGUGACAACGCCAACACCAGCCAAACCAGCUGCUGCACCUGCAACUGAAUCUGUAUCACCAGAAGCUGAAGCAGCACCCUCAAUCACGAAACCAAAAACUAAGGUUGUUAAAAAGAUAGCAAAGGAAGCUGCUACAAAAGAAACAAUGCAGCAGGAUUCGUCUUCAAAGACUGUUUCACCUCCCUCAUCUCCUACUGCAAGCUUGGUUCCACAAUCCCCUGAUGUGGGUAAGAUAGCACCAGCUAAGACAUCUGAGAAAGAUCAGUCAGCUGGAAAGGAAGCAGCUUCUGCUAAGGUGGCAACUCCCAAGCCUCAAGUACCUGCUGAGAAAAGUCCGGCAGUUCCAGUGAAGGAAUCAGCUGGAGCAGAAGCAGCUCCACCUGCAGCUACAGCUUCCACAGAGCAGGCAUCACCUGCUCCUGUGCCUCCAAAACGAAAAGCAGCAAAGGCUGCAGCUUCUGGUGAAGGUGCUAGCAAGCCACAACCUAAACCUGCAAAACCUACUUCAAAACCUAAAAAGUAACACAAUAAGACAUUUUCCAUUGCUUAUUUGCACUCAGGAGUUUCUCCUUUUAAGCUGCAUAACAUUUGGCUGGAGUUUUUUAAAAAUAUUUUAUACUCUUUCUUUAUCAGUCUGCCAGUUUGCUUGUUUGUAAUCAAAAUAAGAUGAACUAAUAGGAAAUGUAAUGCUCUACUUACAUGCAUUUUGCACAGCUUUAUCAAAAAUCUUCCAUUGCAUGAUUUAUUUUGGACAAAACACUACAGCUUUUUAAAAUUUAUGCUGUACAUAUUUUACAUUUUCAAUUUUUUAAAACUCUAAUUAAAAGUUUAACUAGCACCCAUUUCAACACAAGAUUAUGUAACAUAGCAACAUUAUCAAACAACAUUCAAAAUUUGUAUACUAAUUUUUAUGAGUAAUAAUUGAAUAUUAAUGUAGAUUAAUUGCAUUUUCAGGUCUGUGCAUAGCCUUGUAAAUUUUCAUAUGUUUAAUGAGUGAACAUUGAACUAAACCUUGGAGUUUGAAUGUAUGUGCCAAACUGAGUGGACCCCAGUGUGUAUCUUUUAUGCUAUUCAGUCCCUUACAUUUUCCAUUCAGAUUUCUUUGUGUAUCAGAACAUUACAUAAAAGGACAAAGUAUGUGAUGUAUAAGAGCCAUAAAAGUAAAAUAAAAGAACAGACAUUAAUAAUAAAAGAAAAAGCUGUUCAUCUUUGAACAGAGAAAACAGGGUUGUAGUUUCAGUUUGUAGUGCUGUCUGCAUAAUAAAUGUUACAAAUUCUGCCUUCUUUGUUAUUUCCUGGUGUAUGAAAAUGUGUUUCAAUUGUAACAGUAUAUUGUAAUUUAAAUGUGAAAUUAAAAAGUGAUGUUCUGUGUU